Messenger RNA from Oncorhynchus kisutch (coho salmon), 3965 nucleotides. RefSeq names its product RING finger protein 10-like. The transcript is spliced from 17 exons. Gene Ontology annotation, biological process: positive regulation of myelination; positive regulation of transcription by RNA polymerase II. Lineage: Eukaryota; Metazoa; Chordata; Actinopteri; Salmoniformes; Salmonidae. Gene Ontology annotation, molecular function: metal ion binding; transcription cis-regulatory region binding. The record is from RefSeq and is a predicted model, not a curated record. The coding region runs from base 400 to 2760 and encodes 786 amino acids.
CCCGUACAAAAGAACAACCACGCCGAUCUCAUCUGGGUCUUUAUGGUUCCUGUUGCCAUUAUUAGGAGAUCGCCCAUGCGAUCAUAUUUUUGGUGGAAAACUGCACAAGUGUCCGUUUGGACGGACCUUGGAGAACGGUCGAAGCCUUGUUGGGGCCAAGUGUUUCCCAGAACGCUAAAAAGCAGAACUUUACGGGGUCUUGGCCCCGCUGUGUGAGCCUUCGUUUUCUCUUUCUACACCGCCUCCAUUACUGAGACGCCCAAAUUGUGUCUCUAUUUUUCUAUUGUUUGUUUUGUUGUCAAUAUGUCGCCGUGAUGGAGUUUCUGUGUUUGACAGAAAUGAAUCAGGGUCUGACCCGCAGUCGCAACAACCCGGUCUCCUCUCCCUUUGCCCCAUUUAAUGCUAGAGCGCACGGACGCUCUCUCCCUGGAGCUCGGCCUAAACACCGCUCACCGAAAAGAGACAACUAUGGAGAAGAAUCCAAACAGCAAUGCCAACAGCAACAAGGUUCCGCCCCGUUCGAGUUCUACAGGCCCAACAGCCGGCGAAUCUAAACCGAAAACAGAUGGUAAGAAUAAUGGAAGCUCUAAGCGCUACAGCCGCAAACGAGAGCCCUCCCUUCCCAAGAGUGACAGUUUCCCUGGCCCUCGUCGCACCAAUUCACAGAAAAGCAAGAAUUUUGACAAGAGGCCCACCCAGAGAGGUGAAGCCCGGCAGUAUGGCAUUACAGGUGGAGGAAGACGUGAAGAGGUAGCAGAGUGCCGCCGGGCCGAGUUCAGCCCGGCUCAGUUUGCUGGACCCAAAAAGAUCAGUUUGAACCACUUGCUCAACUUCACGUUUGAGCCUCGUGGGGGCCAUGGUGGCCUAGGAGGAGAGAAACACUCCUGCUGGGGCCGCCACAACAAGUGGGGCCACAAGCAUAAGCCCUUCAACAAGGAGCUUUUCCUCCAGGCCAACUGCCAGUUUGUGGUGACUGAUGACCAGGACUACAAGGCUCACUUCACUGACCCAGACACUCUUGUGAACUGGGACUGUGUGCAGCAAGUGCGCAUCUACAGUCAUGAGGUUCCCUCCUGCCCCAUCUGCCUCUACCCCCCUGUAGCGGCUCAUAUCACCCGCUGUGGCCACAUCUUCUGCUGGCCAUGCAUGCUGCACUACCUGUCUCUCAGUGACAAGAGCUGGUCCAAGUGCCCCAUCUGUUAUGAGUCUGUACACUCUGACGACCUCAAAAGUGUGGUUGCAAUGGAGACCAGGCAGUAUGCAGUUGGUGACCUCAUCACCAUGCGCCUAAUGCGAAGGGAGAAGGGGGCUCUGGUGGCCAUGCCCACCUCCCAGUGGGUGAAGGUGGAGGAGCCUAUUUGCUUUGGAGAUGUGCACCUGAGCCCGUACUCCAAGCUGCUGCUUGCCUCUCAAGAGCAGUUACUGGGCCUGGUGGCUGAGGAGAAGUUUGUUUUGCAGGCUCAGCUCACCCUGGAGGAGGAUGCCAUAGCCUGUUUCAUCCAGAGCGCCCUGUGCAGUCUCCAGGAGCGAGAGGAGGCUCUGCUGAAGCACCAGAAGGCAUGUACUAAGGACAACAUAGAACUGUCGAGUCUCACUCUGGCAGACCCCCCCUCCCCUGAGGAGGAAGUAGUGACAAUCUUCAGCAGUACCAAGCCGGUGCUGCAAUACUCCUCUGCAUUUGAUGAUGAGGUAGCAGAGGUUCCAGAGGAGGACCCAGAGGAUGUGCCUGGUGAGGAACCAGAGCUCCCGGAAGGGCUCCUGGAGAGAGUGCUGGAGGAGUCCACUGAGGCCUCUGGGGAUGCAGCUCCAGAACCCCAGCCUGCUGAGGAGAACCCUCCCAGCCAGGCUGAAACAAUGCGCCCCCAAACCUCAGAGCAUGGCCCCUCCUAUUACUUCUACCAAGCGGAGGACUGCCAGCAGAUGUUUUUGCACCCAGUGAACGUGCGCUGUCUGCUGCGUGAGUACGGCAGCCUGGAGGCCAGCCCUCACACCAUCACUGCCACUGUGGUGGAGAUUGAGGGGCAGACUAUCACAGAGGAGGUUCGCCGUCGACACCGCUACCUGGCUCACCUACCGCUCACCUGUGAGUUCAGCAUCUGUGAGCUGGCCCUGCAGCCCCCCACCCUGUCCAAAGAGACCCUGGACAGCUUUGCAGAUGACUUGGAGAAAAGAAAGCGUCUUAGACAAAAGAAAGCAAGGGAUGAGAAGCGUAGGGAGAGGCGUAUUGAGAUGGAGGAGAACAAGAAGCAGGGGAAAUAUCCAGAGGUGCAUAUUGGGCUGGAGAAUUUUCAGCAGUUCCCGGCAUUUGGAUCACCACUUCACAAUGGCAGUCCACCUGUGUACCCUGAAUUUCUGUUAGCCCCUCCCUCAUUCCUCAGCAGCAGCCCUGUCUCUGAUGGGCUGAUGUUCCCCAGUCUGAGUGGACACAGCCCUGUGCCCAGCGUGGGCAGUGUGGAGGAUGACUCUAACUGCAUGUCGUUCGCUCAGAUGCUGAGAGAUGGGAAAGCCAGGGUAGAUGCUGGGCCAUGGACCACCUCAAAGAAAGUGGCAGAUAGUGAUGGAGAGAGUGAUGGAGAGAGUAACCGGGUCCCAGUUCCCAGCUUCCAGAACUCUUUCAGCCAGGCCUUCGAGGAGGCACUCCUGCAGCACCAAGGUCCAACUGCUCCAACCCAGCCGUUGGUCAUCCCUGAGGAAAAGAGAGGGAAAAAGAAGAAGAAACAGAAGCUUCUAUUCAGCACCUCCAUGGUUCACACAAAGUAGACUACACUGAAGUUGAGACUUCUCCCUUUACCCUCUCACUUUUUAUUUGAUCCAUCUCCUGCUAUCACUCUUGUCAUUUUUCCAUGCAGCUCUAUUUUAGAAUUAUAAGCAAUGGAGAAUUCUUUUUUUUUUAGUAUGUAGCCAAAGGAAGUAAUACCUCCACCACAGUCCCACUCACUAUUUCUUCACUGGAACACCAUGAAAUUGUUUUAUUAUGCAUUCUACAAUAGUGCGAGCGUGCAAAGAUUUGUUCCACAACAAAGAUUUUGUCAGACAUACUUUGGGGUUAGACGGAUCAGUUUACCAUAGUAGGAUCUACUUAAGGUUGAUUAAAAUUGAAUAAGUUUAAGGGAUUCAUUUUAUAUUUGGGGUAGCAGUCAGCCAAUGAACUCUUCAGAUUUUCAAUCCUGAGUCUGAACACUGUCAGCCAUGAAUUUGGUCUUCAAACAAAUGUCUACUUAACUAACUAGUAAAAGGCAGAAGCUGACGCACACCUCAAACACUUUUAGAGGUGCAGACUGAGCGUAAACUAAAAAAAUAGGCGCACACUGUUUCCAAACAUUUUAAUGGGUAUAGUAACCAGCAUUGCUGAAACAUUGGUUGGGAGUAUAAUUAGUGUGCCACUAUUUUUAUACUAAACUAACAAAAUCCCUUCCAAUGAAAGUUGUUAUAUUUGAGCUUCAUGCUGAGAUGGCCUGAACAUAGCAGAACCUCUAUGCAUGAGUCUGAUUCUCUUAAGUCUGGAGGGAAUGUAAGGAAUACAGUGUAGCUUGUAUUAAAGGGUCUUGAAAACCUGUUGUGUGGGUGGCUGAGAAAUGCACUGUAGACCUUGUUUGAUUUAUUAGACCAUGCAUAUUAAUUUUCUUCUCUUUGUUCAGUUUUUCCCUUUUACCACAGGCAUUUUGCUGUCCUUUUCCUCAUUUUACUUUGAAGAACUAGUGUGUGGUCCAAUUUGUAACAUUGUCUUUUUAUCCCCUGGUUUCAAUUCAGUAUUGCAAAUAUAGUUUUUGUGUGAAGCUAGAGAUUUGCAUACUUUUGAUUGCUUGCUAUAUGAGUGAAAAGGUGGGAUUUAAAGACACUAUGUAAGUUUUGUUUGAAGGUUAUUUUAUUUACCUUUUUGAUUAUUUGGGGGCAAACAUGAGUAAACAUGAAAUAGGCUUACAUUAACUGGCCUGACAUUGGAAUGAAUAAAGGGUUAUGCUCAA